Messenger RNA from Diospyros lotus (date-plum), 1740 nucleotides. Its product is annotated as 7-deoxyloganetin glucosyltransferase-like. NCBI's taxonomy places the organism in Eukaryota, Viridiplantae, Streptophyta, Magnoliopsida, Ericales, Ebenaceae. Gene Ontology annotation, molecular function: UDP-glycosyltransferase activity. The record is from RefSeq and is a predicted model, not a curated record. The transcript is spliced from 2 exons. Bases 73 to 1542 code for a protein of 489 amino acids.
ACAUACAUAGCUGAGGGGACAGAGUCAGACAGACAAACGCAGAGAGUGAGAGAGAGAGAGUGAGUGAGAGAGAUGAGUUCAAGGGUAGUUUCUGAUAAGCCUCAUGCAGUCUGUAUACCAUUCCCGCACCAAAGUCACAUGAAAGCAUCCCUGAAACUAGCAAAGCUGCUUCACCACAAGGGCUUCCACAUAACAUUUGUUAACACAGAGUUCAACCACAAACAGUUUCUCAAAUCAAGAGGACCUGAUUUUUUAGAUGGCUUGCCCGACUUCCAAUUCCAAACCAUCCCAGAUGGCCUCCCACCAUCAGAUUCCGAUGUCAGUCACUGUCAAGACGGCGUUUCUCUUUGUCAGUCCCUUAGAUCGGGCAAUUUCUUGGUUCCCUUUCGGAGCCUCCUCGCCAAACUCAAUGACUCUGCAUCUUCAAACAUCCCUCCAGUGACUUGCGUUGUUUCAGAUGGUUUCUUCAGUACAUUCACCAUCACCGCUGCUGAAGAUCUUGGAAUCCCUGUCAUACUAUUCUGGACGGUCUCUGCUUGUGGUUUCAUGGGCUUUUAUCACUACCGCGCUCUCCUGGAGAAAGGUCUUGCACCGCUCAAAGACGAAAGCGAUCUAACGAAUGGGUACUUGGACACCUCUAUAGAUUGGAUUCAGGGGAUGAAAUAUAUUCGUCUGAAGGAUCUCCCGACCCUUUGCCGAAUUACAGAUGCAAAUGAUCCAGCGUUUAACUUAGCCAUGGAAGCAGCAGAGGGAUCUUCUAAAGCUUUAGCUAAUGUUAUUCAUACUUUUGAUGCGUUAGAGCAAGAUGUUUUGGAUGCACUCUCAUCUAUGUUUCCCCAUGUUUACACUAUUGGGCCCCUUCAGUUACUUCUGAAUAAUAGUAUAUCAGAAGAAAGUCAGUUGAAAUCUAUCGGAUACAGUUUAUGGAAAGAAGAACCCGAGUGUCUUCAAUGGCUCGACUCCAAGGAACCCGAAUCCGUGAUUUAUGUGAACUUUGGAAGCAUAGUGGUCAUGACACCUCGACAAUUGGUAGAGUUUAGCUGGGGACUCGCUAAUAGUAGACAUAGCUUCCUAUGGAUAAUAAGGCCUGAUCUGGUUGCCGGCGAUAAUGCAUUAAUUCUGCCGCCUGAAUUUGUGGCAGAAACUAAAGAAAGAGGUCUACUAGCAAGCUGGUGUCCACAAGAGCAAGUACUCAACCACCCCUCAGUUGGAGGGUUUUUAACACACAGUGGGUGGAAUUCGAUUCUCGAGAGUUUGUCAGCUGGAGUGCCAAUGAUUUGUUGGCCGGUUUUGGCAGAUCAGCAGACAAAUUGUAGAUACGCUAACAAACACUGGGGGAUUGGCAUGGAGAUUGAUAAUGAUGUUAAGAGAGAUGAAGUGGAGAGAUUGAUAAGAGAGAUAAUGGGUGGAGAACAGGGUAUGAAAAUGAAGAUGAAAGCUAGGGAGUGGAAGAAAAUGGCAGAAGAGGCCACCGGUCCAGAUGGGUCAUCCUCCAUGAACUUGGACAAAUUGGUGAAGCAACUAUCCGUAUCAAAAGUCUAGAAUUUUCAGUCCAAUUUUAUUUGGGGUGUGGGUAGAUUUGGGAAUCUGAUUCAAGAAUAUUGGCUAUUGACCCUUUAUGUUAAGCUAGUAUUAUUAUUUUUAUUACAAAUCAAUUUUACUUCUAGUGUCUAAUUCAAAAAACGGGGCUUUACAUUCCCAUUGCACUGUAAAGAAAAUUCCUUGUAAAAUUCACAAACC